Molecule: messenger RNA, 504 nt
Organism: Magnolia sinica
Lineage: Eukaryota; Viridiplantae; Streptophyta; Magnoliopsida; Magnoliales; Magnoliaceae
Product: cysteine-rich repeat secretory protein 38-like
Exons: 1
Coding region: 1-504 (167 amino acids)
Source: RefSeq, a predicted model, not a curated record
AUGGCAUCUUCCGGAGAUAUCAAUACUGACCUCUGCAACACCUGCGUCAACCAGGCCAGUCCAGAAAUCAAACUGACGUGCCACAUGAGGACAGCUGCAGGCAUAUGGUAUGAAUACUGCACGUUGCGUUACUCAGACCGUAUAUUCAGAUCUGUAUACGAUCCCGCAUAUAAUUCCAUACAGUUUUUUAUGCUGAAUUUGGUGAAUGCAUCGGUCCCUCAACAGUUCAAAGCGACUCUGAACCGUUUGAUGAAUAAUAUUUCUUCUGUGGCCACGUACGAUCCUUCGGUUCCGAAGUUUGCAAUCGGAGAAGCUAAUUCUACGAUCAAUCAGACAAUAUAUAGGCUUGUGCAGUGCACCCAGGAUUUAACUAAUGAAGAUUGCAACGCAUGCCUGCGAGAUGCCAUUUCUAAGAUUCCGCCGGUGUGCUGUGAUGGAAAGCUAGGCGGGCGAAUUCUUGGUGCGAGUUGUAAUUUGAGGUUCGAGGUCCACGCCUUUUACUAA